GUGCCAAAUCAAAAAAAAAAGUCUUUGCCCCAAACAUGAAGCUCACUGUAAGACCAAUCAGCAGGAAAGGUUCUUAACGGCAAGCGGGAGUUAUUACUCGGUUUCAGUUUGUGUGAAGGUUUUCACUGCACCAAUCCUUUUUGGUAAUACUUUAAAGUUAUUACCUCAAUUCCAUUUAAAGAUUUUAGAUUUUCAACUGCUGAGCAGAAGUUAAGUGUAAUUGGACACACCCUGACUACGCUGUAAAUGCUCUUUCCUUGAGGGAGAGAAAGAGCGAUGCAAGUCUUUCCAAAAAACAAAAACAAUUUAAAGGCACUGUAGACAAAGCACUUAAGCAAAGCAUUCAUUUUUCUUUUUGCCAUGUGAUUCGUUAUUACCUAUUACACUAUGUUAUGCAUAUAUUUGGAUAGUUUCAUUGGCAGGUUUAUGUGGCCGCUAUAUAAAUGUGCUGCCAUUUGUUUACUCAUUGUGCAAUAUGCGUUUCCUUUUGCAGGCUGCUUCCUGCUGGUUUGAGUUUUCGGUGCAGUUCUUUUCUUUUCACUUCUCUGUGGAGUACCUCCCUGAACACGCACCCAAGCUGAAAGAGUAAAGGACAACAAAGUGUCAGCUGCAUUCUCAGGACAUCUAAUUUCUCUCUACAGAGUUAUGGCUGAAGAAUCAAGCACGCUUUUUUAUGAUAAUUACUAUUCGGAUUACAAUAAUUAUUCCGCCAUUUUUAACCUAAGUGAUUUUUACCAGGAUACCAUCCACCCCAUGGAUAUUGUAUCAAUUGUACUCUACAGCCUGACAUGUAUCUUGGGUCUCCCUGGCAAUGCCUUUGUCAUAUGGAUAGCAGGGUUCAAGAUGAAGAGGACAGUCAACACUGUCUGGUUCUUGAAUUUAGCAAGUGCUGAUUUCCUCUGCUGUUUGUCCAUACCUUUUUCCAUUGUGGAAAUAGCUUUGGACUACCACUGGCCCUAUGGCAACUUAAUGUGCAAAGUAAUUCCCACGGUCAUCAUCCUCAACAUGUUCGCCAGUGUCUUCAUACUGACCCUGAUCAGCCUGGACCGGUUUGCUCUGGUCAUCAAGCCCAUUUGGUCUCAGAAUCACCGCCGUCUCUCUCUGGCCUAUCUGCUGAGCGGAACUACAUGGUUUGUGGCCCUUCUCCUCAGCAUUCCCACCAUGAUCUACAGAGAGUCUCAUUUCACUGACAUUACCAACAUCACCCGGUGUGCGUACAACAGUGACAUGACACAAUCCGUUGCCAAAAAGAUCUAUGUUAGUAGGUUUGUGUUUGGGUUUGUGAUUCCUCUCUUCAUCAUUGUUGCAUGCUAUUUGCUUAUCGGUAGGAAAGUAAGCCGAAGUUCAUUCGGCCGGUCCCAGAAGGCCUUGAAGCUCAUUCUUGGGGUCAUUGUAGCAUUCUUUGUGUGCUGGCUCCCAUACCAUGUUGUUGGUCUGAUACUAGAAUAUACAGAGGACAAUGCUGUGAUGAAGUCCCUUGAUCCACUAUCAAUCGCCCUGGCAUACAUCAACAGCUGUCUGAACCCCAUCCUGUAUGUGUUCAUGGGCCAGGACUUCAAAGAGAAGGUCCGGCUUUCUCUUAGACGUGUCUUGGAGAAUGUUUUCGAUGAGGAUGUGUCUCGGUCUACGGCCCACUCCAGAGAGCAGCCAUCACGGGCCACAAAUUCAUCUGAAGCACAGCUCUGAAAUCCCAGGAAUAGAAGAUCGCAACAAAAAAAGUCACAAAGAACCUGGCAGUCUUAUGCCAUCACCACCACUAUCCUUGCUUAAAUGGUACUGAUAAGUCAACCAUAAAUAUGGGCAAUGGGGUACUUAUACAGAAUCUUUGCUACUUUGUCAACCAUAGUUUACCUUUAAUAUAGUUUACAUUGGGUUGAAAAAUAAUUAAAUAAAAUGUAAAGUAUAUUCAAAUACUUUAGCAUGAUAUUGUUGACUAUAAGAUUGAAAAUUUUUUAAGUGUAAGUUUUUCAUAAUUGCUUUGAACUGUGCUCUCAAAGGUCUCAAAGCAAAUUACAAUCACUUAAAAAAACAUGAUGAUCAAAGGGGAGUAGCCCAUGAUAUUUCCCGUAAAAGCUUAAAUUGCCGUCAUUACAAGAAUAAAAAUGAAUGUCAUUCUUCAUGACUCAUGGCACUGAUUGUGAUAAACUGGGUUAAGCUAUCCAAAUGAAAAGUAGCAUUAUGCAGUUAAGAACACCAAGGUGUUUUUUCACUAGUGCCGUCAGCAGUGAUUCCAUGAUAAUCCUGACCUUGGAUAAUUUUAUCAUGUGAAUAUUACAUAAACAUCUUUCAAAUAUCUUUUAAUUGUAGAGGAGACGCUUUUUCUAUUGGGCAUCAUAGCUCACGAGGUAAGAGCGGUUGUCUGUCAGUCAGAGGGUUGCCGGUUUGAUCCCCCGCCCUGGGCGUGUCGUAGUGUCCCUGAGCAAGACACCUAACCCCUAAUUGCUCCCAAUGAGCUGAUUGGUACCUUGCAUGGAAGCUUUUCACCAUUGGUGUGUGAAUGGGUGAAUGACAGGCAUCAAUUGUAAAGCGCUAUAUAAAUGCAGUCCAUUUACCAUUGUAACCCCCACUAUUAUAAGCAGCACUAUACUAAUUAACCAGUGCUAAGGUAGAACUAAUUGGAGCUAAUUUCAUGAAAUAUUCACUGCAGACCAGAUAAUGUACAGCGUUCAGACUGCUUGUUUAUUUAUGUCCAGUGCAUGUCCAGUUUUUCUUGCAAGUCUUAAUCAGGAAAUGAUUGCGGUAAAAAUGUCAUGACUUCCUCAAAUUCUAUGAGUCAGUCAGCAAAAAAGCCUUAGGCAGUGUCAUCACUUCAACGCAUGCUGAAACCAUAUGAGCAGAAUAAUUCUAUACAUGGAAGGAGCCAUCAGCAGUCCUAUCCCUUUGUUAAAAAUAUAAUUUCCUAUACUGCUUCAGCACAUACAACCUGCUUGGAGGUUCUGCUGCACAUGUUUUACUUUAUCCAAGUGUCUUUGCUUAUAAUGAAUAUGUAUGCAAAGGAAUAAUAACUAAUAUCUAUUUGAACAUACUCAUGGUACACUUUUCAAUCCUAUCAUAUCAAUAUCAUGAUUUUUUACAAUGUUUGUUUUUUAUAAACUAUUGCUAUUGCAAAUUAACUGUCAAUCUGUUGACCUGCAUUAGUUUAUAUCAGUUCUGCAUAGUUCUGUUGUCAAAGAGCAUUAAAUAUGUCAGAGAAUUUAAUAUUUAUUCCAACUUUUAAGCAUAGUAUUAUUCAGUCACUUUGCCAACUCUCUCCUGCCUGUUCUUAGCUAACAGCCAAACUCCAAAUGUACAGCCAGAUGUACUGUCCACUGUGACUGCUAAUGUUAAUCAAAAUUGUAAACAUAAUUUCCGAUUUCCAUUGGCUCUUUUAAAAAACCAUAGUCUGUUUUUCAUAACUCUCAGGUAUUGACAUGUGUAAAGUGUAUGUUAGUACAAAUUACAAAGAGAUAGCAAUUGGUAUUGCAAUUUAUAUUUUCAAAAAACAUUUUGAUCUGGUUUACCAGACAUCAAUUUAGCCUAGAUCUAAAAUAAAUAAAAAUGGAUGAUGAAGAUCUCCAUUGAAAAAAGUCUAGUCAUAGUCCAGGACUAAGCUUAAUCCGUGUCUGGAAGACCUGCCCUUUAUUCUUAAUACCCAGUUGCUAAUGAUUUCCCCUACACUGAUCAGUGGCCAGUUUACAUGUGAGUGCAAUUCAAGUAAUGUGACCCUGCAAAGUUCACAUAGUCCCAAAGAAAACUUGUAGAUAAACAUUUACUUAAAAACAUCACUUUCUUGUCUAUUGCUCUAUUUUGAGUUUUUUGUUAUUUCAACUUGAUUGUUGUUUCUGUGUUCAUUUUUUCCAUCAUAUUUUUUUCAAGUUUCCAUUUUAAGAAUAAGCCAGGAAUACCCCAAAUUGUGCAAUUUACUUCUGUAUUCAUGGAUUUUUUAUUUAGCACUUGCUCGUAAUCAUAUUGGGUAGAGAGGAAGGAAGUGCAGAACAUUUUGUACUUGGAGCCCUUAAGUUACAAAACUGUGGACAUAAUCAAGACAAAACUAAAUACAAAUAUUAAGGUUAAUAAAAUUUAAAAAGAACCUUUCUUGUCCUCAGUCUCUAAUUUAUUUUUAAAAUCUGGUUUCCAAACUGUGGUUCCCCGUGCCCUCUCAGUGAUGACUAAUUGUAAAUGCUAAGUUUGUCAGCCCAUAAAAUCUCAUGCUGAUUUAACAUUCAACAAAUAAAAUGACCCUUUUCUGUUGUGA
Messenger RNA from Anguilla anguilla (European eel), 4234 nucleotides. Its product is annotated as C3a anaphylatoxin chemotactic receptor. The transcript is spliced from 2 exons. Lineage: Eukaryota; Metazoa; Chordata; Actinopteri; Anguilliformes; Anguillidae. Bases 646 to 1686 code for a protein of 346 amino acids. Gene Ontology annotation, cellular component: plasma membrane. The record is from RefSeq and is a predicted model, not a curated record. Gene Ontology annotation, molecular function: G protein-coupled receptor activity; complement component C5a receptor activity. Gene Ontology annotation, biological process: complement receptor mediated signaling pathway; inflammatory response; phospholipase C-activating G protein-coupled receptor signaling pathway.